Messenger RNA from Athene cunicularia (burrowing owl), 2865 nucleotides. It is a transcript of the gene TESK1, whose product is annotated as testis associated actin remodelling kinase 1. The transcript has 9 exons. The record is from RefSeq and is a predicted model, not a curated record. The coding region runs from base 153 to 1961 and encodes 602 amino acids. Gene Ontology annotation, biological process: protein phosphorylation; actin cytoskeleton organization; positive regulation of stress fiber assembly. Lineage: Eukaryota; Metazoa; Chordata; Aves; Strigiformes; Strigidae. Gene Ontology annotation, molecular function: protein serine/threonine kinase activity; ATP binding. Gene Ontology annotation, cellular component: nucleus; cytoplasm.
UGCCUCAGUUGCAUGGGGUCCUCAGCUCCUGCUUCUAGGACUGGGGUGUAUGCUGGGUGCAUGCUGCUGUCUGGGGGGGCUGCAGAGACACGUGGGGAUCAGCCUCCCUUUCCACCCCCCUCCAGGUGCGGCACCGCCAGUCGGGGCAGAUCAUGGUGCUGAAGAUGAACAAGCUGACCAGCAACCGGGGCAACAUGCUGCGGGAGGUGCAGCUGAUGAACCGCCUCUCGCAUCCCAACAUCCUCAGGUUCAUGGGGGUGUGUGUGCACCAGGGACAGCUUCAUGCACUGACAGAGUACAUGAACGGUGGGAACCUGGAGCAGCUGCUGGACAGCCCUGUGCCCCUCUCCUGGUCUACACGUGUCAAGCUGGCCCUCGACAUUGCCCGUGGCCUGCGCUACCUGCACUCCAAGGGCAUCUUCCAUCGUGACCUCACCUCCAAGAACUGCCUGCUGCGUUGCGAGGCCAACAGCUACACAGCUGUAGUGGGUGACUUCGGCUUGGCAGAGAAGAUCCCCACCUACAGUGAGGGCAGUGAGAAGGAGCCACUGGCUGUGGUGGGCUCCCCGUACUGGAUGGCGCCCGAGGUUCUGCGAGGGGAGAUCUACAAUGAGAAGGCCGAUGUGUUUGCGUACGGCAUCAUCCUGUGUGAGACCAUCGCUCGUGUCCCUGCUGACCCCGACUACCUGCCCCGCACUGAGGAUUUUGGUCUGGAUGUCACCACUUUCCGCACCAUGGUGGGAAUUGACUGCCCAUCAGCCUUCCUCCAGCUCGCUUUCCACUGCUGCAGUAUGGAGCCCACCUCCCGCCCCUCGUUUCUGGAAAUCACGCAGUGCCUGGAGGACAUCUUGCAGCACCAGCUGGACGUGGAGGGCACCGGGGCCACCCUCUUCAGCAUCGGGGAGAGCCUGCCCACACCUGGGAUGGCAGCCACGUUCAGUGGGGUGUCCGGGAGGGCAGCUGACUCUGCCAAACAGUCGCCCCUGCGUGAACUGGGAACACAGCACCUGCAGCCGGACCAGCAUCUGUCCCGCAGCCAGUCUGACAUGUUCUCCGUGAAACUGCCUGCCCUGCCGCAUUCACUGGAGCCUUACGGCGGGGCCAGGACCAAGGAGACAUCCCCACGCGUCAACCCCUUCUCCCAGCGUGAGGACCUAAAGGGGGGGAAGAUCAAGCUCUUCGACACGCCGAGCAAGUCAGUCAUCUCGCUCACCUUCAACCUUCCGCCCCCCACCCUGGUCCAGCUCGACACGCCCAUAACGCCCGAGCCUGCCAUGGAGGUGCAGUGUGACUUCUCGGCCCCUGCCACCAGCCCCCGCAAGUGCCACUCGCUGCCCGCCUCCCCUGAGCUGCCCCACCGGGGGGACCAGGUGGGGUCUCUCCAUCUCACUGACGACCCCCAGCCUCCCACCCUCCUUCCUCCCCCAGCUUGGGAACGAGCCACACCAUUCAAUCCUGGGGCGGAGGAGCGGAUGGACUGUGGCCCCGACAGCCCCGAGCCGCCACAGCCCCUGCCACCGCUGCCCAACAGCAACUUUAUCCGCACGGCAUCCUCGGGCGCCCGACCGUGGCAGAUGGAGCCACAAGCCCCCAGCGGGCUCAACAACAAUCACGAAGUGGUCAGCAAACCCCUGGCUUGGGGCAGAGGGCUGGAGCAUGGCUUCUCUGAGCUCAGCAUCCCCUGCGCGGCGACGCUGGAGCGGACGGAGCGCGUGGCCAUGCUGCCCGGGCACGGCUCCAGUGCUGUGGAGCAGGAUGACGUGCUGCCCUGUCCAGGCUGCUGCCUGAGUCCCUUCAGCUUCACCUCCGUCUGCCACCGGCCGGCACCCAGCCCGCCCCGCUACCAGAACCUCAACUGCGAGACCAAGAGCCUCCUCUGCCAUGACCGGAGCCCCCACCAGAAAGCCGCGGGGCCAGUGCUGGCGGAGCCCAGCCUGAAGCUGCCAGAGGCACAGUCCUAGUGCCGGGGAGCCCUGGGGGGCCGGGCUGCAUCCAGCCGCCCCCCAGACCCCUCUGCAGCCCCAACACUGGGCAGCCACAGGAGCCCGGCAUGUCCCCACGGUCUGCCUUGGCUUGCUCUGUGUUUGGUGGCCACUGGUGGCCACGGUGCCCCAUGCCAUGGCUGCCAGAGUGCUGCCUAGGCAUUUGGGCACCUGUCCCACCAGAAUCAAUCUUGGGGAUUUGUGGGGACCCCUGGGGAUAGGCUGGGGUCCCUGCUGGGGACUGAAGUGCAAUAACACCCCUGCUCUGAGCUCGCAUCCAGGGCUCAAACCCUGGAUGCAGGAUUUCUCUUCCCCAAGGGCUCACUGCUUUGUGGGCUCUGAGAGGUGUGCAAUGAGCUUGCUCCUCCAGGAGAACCAGGAGCUCCCUUACUAUCCCCCAAGUUGGGGGAUGAGCAGGGCUGGGCUGGGGGUGGAGGGGUCAGUGUGUUUAUGUUUUUGUUGGGGAACCCUGUGGGGCUGGGGGGAUGUCCCCGUGCUCCCCUGAUGCAGGGAGAGGCGUGAAGGGGGUUGGGAGAUAGGCAAUGCCCAGGGUACAGUGCAGGGGGAAGACUGCCAGUGCUUGAGUUGCCUGUGCCCACUCAGCACCGAUAGCUGCGUGCUGAGCUGUCGCAGCACGCCACUUCCCAACACAUGGGUUUGGGAGCGGGAUGCUGGCAGAGGGGCUAGGUGCCAUCCUGGCACUGGGGGAAUGGGCUGGUGAGCAACAUGGCCAUGCUGCCCAGCCCCUGUCAAGGGUGGGAGCCGGCUUUCCUCCCUCCCGCACAAUGCACUGGUGAAUGCAGAACUCUUGUGGGUUUUGUUAUUAAUGGCUAGGAAUAUAUACCCAGCUUAUUUAAAGUGUUCAGUAAAAACAAUGUCCUAG